UAAGGAAAGUAGCUUAGACUUGUAACGAAGCGAGAAUACAAGAUUCAAAUGUGACUUAUUUUGUUGAGAAAUGGCAGACGUCCUUAAAAAUAAGGACGAGGUUGGGCAUGUUUUAGUUCAGGUGCAAGAUGAUUUGAGACAACUAAAAAAAAGUCUUGUUCGAAUGACUGUGCAUGAGAAUGGACAAAUGGUUGACAUUCAAGCUCUUGAUGCAGCCAUCAGCAGGACAGAAAAUGGAAUAAGGAGGCAUGCAGAAGAGUAUCUGAAAACCGUUAAUAAUCAGGGUUUGACUCUACCCUGUAUUGAAGAGCCUGGAAAGACUGCCACUGCCAAGCUUGUUAAAUGGCAGCCACGAUUUGAGACUAUACCAAAUAUGAGGCAACAGAAAAGCCAGAUUUCUGGAGCAUCCCUGGGGGGAAAGCACAAGUCAGCAUUUACCAUGCAUCUGCUGAAUAACCCAUUUCACCCAACGAACAUGGAGCUUGUGCACCAAAAUUAUGGGAUUCAGCUUCCUCUCCUGCACAAGAGAACUGGGGCCACUGUAGGGACUCAAAGAGUGGUCGCUGGCCCCACUGUGGGGAGUUUAGCUGUAGUACAAGGGGGCCUGCCUAAACACCUAUACCCCAAACCACCAUCAACUGAAGAGGAUACAAAUGCCGAUGUGUCAGAAAAGUCAUAUAAAUGGGAAAUUGAUCUGAGCAGAGAGGAUGGAAUGGCUAUUGGAUGGUCAACAACAGCGGGUCUAACAUCCAGGAGUAUAUGCACUCCCCCUCCAUCAGCUGCAUCCAUAAAUUCUGACAACAGAGUCCUGGCUCACGGGUUAGCUCGACUUUCUCCACUUAAACCACAGAAUGUUCCAUUGCCAACUGCUGUCAGCAAAUACCCUUUCAGCAUAGUUGAGGGUCAGAUUGACCCAGGUGCUCCAGACUAUUGUAGGUUUAAAAUGCAGUACUGUCUGUGCUGGGGUGCAAUUGUGGAGGCUCUGGACCAGCUGCAGCAGAUACUGUUGGACUUUGCGGUGCCAGUGGCACGGGUGUGUGGGGAGCGGCUGGCAGCUUGGGUACAGAGCGGUGAGCUUGACUGGAGAGGUGGCAGGGGCCGGUGCACUCAUGUGGAGAAGCUGAUCUCAAUGCUGGAGAACAAGGAUGAGGUAUGGGAGCUGAUGUGUCAACCUGGCCAGUGCUACAAAGGCAGCGGGGGACAUCAGGCAGCGGCUGUGCGCAUCCAGACCUGCUGGAGGCGUUACUCUGCCCGUGCUGCCUACCUGCUCAAACUCUGGCCCAAAUGGGCGGCACAAACCGUUGCCAUGUGGCUGCUGAAGCAUGCCAAACUGAACCAUUUGAGGAAGAGCCUGCAGGCCUCACGUCUCCGCCACCUGGAAAACUACCGCAUCAGGGCAGAGGGUCUGGCAGCAAACUGGAAACACAUCACCUCUGCCAAAAGAACAAUCAUCCAUGUCCCAUCAUUGGGCUAUUCCCAGCACCAGCGUCUCCGUCUCAGAGGAUUCGAUAUACUCCAGAAUACUCAGAUGUGCCGACUAUGUGACAUCAGAGAUGAGAACGUGGAGGUGAUCUAUGUGUCUCCAGUGAGCCUGGGGGAGGAUGUGCUCCAGUACUACACCAACCUGCUUGGCCUGCAAGCAGCCAUUGAGCUGGGAGAUGCUUCUGCUGCUCAGAACCAAUGUGCCAAACGCUUCACCAUCCUAAUGCCAGAAGCACUGGAGUUUUUUUCACGCCAAAACAUGUGUCUCGCUUCACUACUGAAGUACAGCCCACGAACACUAAAGAGAAUCAAGAAUUUGAUAAAGGGAAAGCUGGCCUACAUGAUCAGUGGUAUUACCCAUGUUGACGACCUGGCUGUGGCAGAUGAACUGGAAGUUCCUCUUCUGGGCACAGAGCCUGCCGUGGCUCAGCUAUAUGGCACAAAAUCUGGAGGAAAAAGGAUUUUCAGUAGUGCAGGAGUAAACAUGCCUCCGGGAAAGUGGGAUGUCUACACCCUGAAGCAGCUUCAUGAAGGUCUGGCCCAGUUGAUGACAGAACACAUGGAAGUACAGCGAUGGCUCUUCAAGAUAGAUGGAGAAAUAGGUGGACGGGGAACAGCCUACUGUGAUGUCUGUCAUCUAAGAUGCCAUCGCUGGGCACAGGAGGAGUUCAACCGCCACAGGCCCGGACUUUGGAGGAUGUCAUUGGCUCAAGUUAAUGCGCCGGUGAUGGUAAAGAUCUUAGAGGAGGUUCCUUAUCUUCUGGCCUCGUAUGCUCGGCCGGUCAACAUGUCCUGUUAUCCCACCUGGGCCAGCUUCCUGGAGAAUUUCCUCAGGGAAGGAGGAGUAAUAGAGGCAUAUCCUCCCUCAGACAGUGUGACAUGUCUGACAGUGGAUCUGUUGGUGGAGCCAGGAGGAGAAGUACGAAUGCUGUCCUGUGGAGAUCAGCUCCGUGGUCCCAGUAGCUUAGAAGUGGUGGGCUGCACCAUGCCCCAGACCUCCAUCUGUCCUGAUGUCCUCCACUCAAUCUGCACUCGUGUGGGCCAAGCCUGCCAGAAGCGCUCCAUCAUGGGCCACCUCUCUCUGGAUCUAGUCACCUUCCUGGAGCCCAGCAACCUGCAGCAGCAGGUAUGGGCUAUUGAUCUUGACCUGGGCUACAGUAACCAGCUGGCCAUGACCGAGCUGAUGCUCAUGAUGACAGGAGGAACACUGGACUGCCACACCAGUAAAUUGGAGGUUCCUCCUCCAGUCAAAGAGGUGAAGCCUUCUGUGCGCCAGGCGAGGUUAAAGAGCAAAGCUCAAACUUCAGUGACCAGUCGCUUUGCAGUGAUGGGCACCCGACUUACUCACACCAAUCUUUCUUUGGUAUAUUAUAGAACAUUUUUUCUGAUGUGCAAAGCACAGGGAAUAGGCUAUGAUGUCAAGGCAAGGAAAGGCACUGUGUUUGCCCUCCAUGACAGCAGAGAUAGAAGAAGUCUUGGCAUGCUAACAAUCUCGGAGCAUCUCCAGGGAGCUUUGCUGACCUUUGCUCGCAACCUGUCAGUUAUUCAUCAGGAAAUAUCAGGUCCAAAUAUGCAAGGAACAAAUAAUUUUAAGGAUCUGAUCAAGGACAUUGAGGAGGUCCUGGGCAUGACCAUACAAAACCAAACCAAAUCUCAAGAAGAAGAAAUAACUACAGCUGCAACAGAACAGUCUGAUACACCUCACAAAUUAACCCUGAAUGAGUCAAAGUACUUGUAGACUAUCACACAAUAGCACUUACACAUUCAUUAAUAAUUGCUGUCCCUAAAUAUUUCUAUAGAAUUCAGUUUUAACUGUAAUGUGCUUAACAUGACAUUAAAAUGAGACACUUAUAUAAAAACCUGUUUUCUUUUCUCCUGAGCAGAAUUGACCAUGAACUUUAAGUGAAACAAUAUUGCAAAGAGGAUAAUUAUUUCAGUUAAGUUACAUCUGCAUUUCAUGAUAUUUGCUCUAGCUCUUUGGUAGAGACUGGAACAGGUGACUGUUACUUAACUCUUCAUUUAUUCUAAAAAAAUCUAAUACAAACAAUCAAAGAGGUCAAAUUAGUAUAUUUCACUCUCAGAGACCCAUGCCUUGACAUUGAUGAUGUAUUUUCUUUUUUACUACUUGGAAGUGUUUUUAGGAAACCACAAAUUAAAAAAAACAUCUUGAUUUUUAAGCAUGUUUUGUGUGACUUCAGCAAGCUGUGAAAUUCAAUAUGCAUUUUUCCUCACCAAAACUGUUGUUGUAAUAUAGUUCAGACAGUCAGCUACUGUUAUGAGUAGAUUUUAAUACAGUUUUUUUAUUGCUUUAAACAAACAUUGCAAUUUUGCCACAUUGGGUCUAUGAGUGUUAAAACAUAUAUAUCACAUGCAUGUAUACAUAUAUUUAAUGGAUUCCAUUUAUGAAUGAAUGGAUGUUAAAUGUUAA
Messenger RNA from Xyrauchen texanus (razorback sucker), 3910 nucleotides. Its product is annotated as IQ motif-containing protein H-like. Bases 71 to 3220 code for a protein of 1049 amino acids. The transcript is spliced from 20 exons. The record is from RefSeq and is a predicted model, not a curated record. Gene Ontology annotation, molecular function: protein binding. NCBI's taxonomy places the organism in Eukaryota, Metazoa, Chordata, Actinopteri, Cypriniformes, Catostomidae.